Messenger RNA from Amphibalanus amphitrite, 2418 nucleotides. Its product is annotated as cell adhesion molecule 1-like. The transcript has 6 exons. The record is from RefSeq and is a predicted model, not a curated record. The coding region runs from base 31 to 879 and encodes 282 amino acids. Lineage: Eukaryota; Metazoa; Arthropoda; Thecostraca; Balanomorpha; Balanidae.
CCGAGGCAGUGUGUCGAGUCGGACGGCAGCAUGGCGCGGUGGCGGCUCCUAAGCACUGCAGCCCUACUGGCGCUUAUCGCAGGCUGCUCCGGUCUGAGGAUGCUCAGGACGUCCAUCGAGAGGGCCGUCGUUCGCGGCUACAAACUGACACUGAUCUGCGAGGUGGACCCAGGAGGCAAGAAAAUCUACCAGGCCAAGUGGUACAAGGAUGGACAGGAGUUUUAUCGGCACCAGCCCGAUUUCGACCCACCGCGGAGAGCCUUUCCCGUCGUGGGAACCAGAGUCAAUGUGGCAGAGUCGGACGACUCCAAGGUGGUCCUGGAGGCAGUCGACCUAGACACCGAGGGCAAGUACGGCUGCGAAAUCUCCACAGACUACCCGUACGAGACCGUCCUGGAGAAGGGCAACGUUACAGUAGUGGAGCUGCCGCGGCAGUCGGGUCCCCUGACCAGCUCUGAGGACGUCAUACAGCGGGACAGCGGGGAGCUGGUUAGCGUCAACUGCACGUCCGUCCAGUCGCGGCCGGCCGCCAACCUCACCUGGCUCAUCAACGACGAAAAGACGGGAAGUCGGUGGACCACCCUCUACCCCAUCGCGACCGACGACGAGGGCCUCCAGACCGUGGUGCUCGGUCUCGACUUCCGGCUGCGCGAGGACCACUUCCGGCACGGCGUGGUGUCGCUCAAGUGUAAGGCCGAGCUGUUCGACAUCUACUACAGCGGCCGGGAGGUGAAGGUGCACCGGCGCUCGCUGGCGCAGCGCUCCAGCCCUCUGGGAGGCUGGUCAGCAGGCGGCGUGUGGCGUCCGACGCUGCUUCCGGUGGCGCUGGCUUCCGGUCUGGCCUGCAUCUUCGCGCGGACCACUAUGGCGGCCACUUAGGACGGCCUCUGUGCCGACGGAGCUGUCGAACGACAGCAAAACGUCGGCUCACGAGACAGCGCAGCCCCCAGACGCAGCUCGGGCGCGGCCGGAAACGGGCGUCUCCGGUCGGCAGUUCGGGCGGGCGCCGUUCACCGGAAGUGCGGCUGGCGCCCGGAACUGAACAGGGAUCUAUUGUUGUGCUCCGGCCAGUCAGCACUGUAGUAAAACUCAGCCGUGUUCAAAGUGGUGGAUAUGGAUGUGAUUUGUUGUAAAUAGGAAAUGAUGUAAAUGCUAUACAUACCUAAUGUAUCGAACGCAUCAAGGCCGGGAUAGUCUUUGGGCGUUCGUUGCUCGGAUGGGAAAAUAUUAUUCAGACUAUAUGCUCUAGUCUAGGGAAUUAUAGGUGGGAGCAUUUGAGGUAGGGUGCGAUUCAUCCCAGUUUGGGAAGCCUAGGGAAGGAAAACUUGCAAGUUGCAUAUUUUUUCUUUUCUUUUUUUUACCUGGCACGGAGCUGUCGAACGACAGCAAAACGUCGGCUCACGAGACAGCGCAGCCCCCAGACGCAGCUCGGGCGCGGCCGGAAACGGGCGUCUCCGGUCGGCAGUUCGGGCGGGCGCCGUUCACCGGAAGUGCGGCUGGCGCCCGGAACUGAACAGGGAUCUAUUGUUGUGCUCCGGCCAGUCAGCACUGUAGUAAAACUCAGCCGUGUUCAAAGUGGUGGAUAUGGAUGUGAUUUGUUGUAAAUAGGAAAUGAUGUAAAUGCUAUACAUACCUAAUGUAUCGAACGCAUCAAGGCCGGGAUAGUCUUUGGGCGUUCGUUGCUCGGAUGGGAAAAUAUUAUUCAGACUAUAUGCUCUAGUCUAGGGAAUUAUAGGUGGGAGCAUUUGAGGUAGGGUGCGAUUCAUCCCAGUUUGGGAAGCCUAGGGAAGGAAAACUUGCAAGUUGCAUAUUUUUUCUUUUCUUUUUUUUUACCUGGCGCCGUGCCAGUCGCAUCGACUGCAUGAGGAUGUACUGCCGAUCGCUAAAUGUAAUUCUCGUGAAUCUUUGUACGAGCUGGUAACGCGUUGGAUAUAUGAGAGCAGAAAGCAGCGCUUCUGAUUCCCGUUGCUGAGUGGAGGUGCCUUCUUGCACCAGCAACUUUGUCGUUAGUUUGUCGGAAGAGGAGGCUAUCACUGCUACAUUUGCUCCUGAUACAUGGUUCUGCCUGAUACCUCAUAAGCUAUCCCGCAAUGGCUGCGAUGUGCGAUCCUACUGCUCCUGAAAGACGCAGUGUUAUCAGGUGUAAAUUCACAGGGUUACUGCAGGCUUAAAUUGCGACUAUGUGCCGAGGUUUAUUUAGGUAUCGCAUUUGCGUAUGCUGUAAAUAGGGUGUUAUAUUAUUUGUUGGCAUUUGUGUCGCUGUGGAUGACGCUUUUUCGACUGCGAUGCGUUUAUUUGUGCUGGGAUGUUGUGAGUGCUGAGAUGUUGUGACUACGAAUGUCAAAAUUAUAUUUCUGUAUCGUUUGGUUUUCUUCUAGCAGGUGCUUGAAUGAAUACAAAAAAGUAACGAUUCAUAAA